Messenger RNA from Danio rerio (zebrafish), 1855 nucleotides. The record is from RefSeq. NCBI's taxonomy places the organism in Eukaryota, Metazoa, Chordata, Actinopteri, Cypriniformes, Danionidae.
GCAGUGAACCCACAGCGCGGGUAAUUCAGCGUAUUAUGAGGAUUCUGCCUUUCGGUUUCAAUGACGGGUAAGAUGGAAACGCCCUUCUACCACGAUGAAAGCGUUCCAAACUUUGGGCAGGUUCCAGAGUAUGAUCGAUACCAGAGCCACAAGAUGAUGAAGAAGAGCAGCGCGGGGCACAGUUUCCCGGGCGGAGGCGGUGCGGGUCUGAAGCUGCUGCAGGGGCCGGCGGGCAGCGGUGUGGGGGGCAGCAGCGGUGUGGGCAUGAGCUCCAGCACCGGAUCCCUCAUGCCCACAGCAGACAUCAACCUGCUGAAGCUGUCCUCGCCUGAUCUGGAGCACCUGAUCAUCCAGUCCAACCAGGGGCUGGUCACUACGAGUCCGGCUCCCGGCGGAUCCGCCAACCCUUUCCUCUACCGCAACCAGGCCACCAACGAGCAGGAGGGUUUCGCGGACGGGUUCGUCAAGGCUCUGGCCGACCUGCACAAGCAGAACCAGCUAUUGGCGCCGCCCUCGCCUACGCCCGCACCCCUGCAGAGCUCAUACCAGCGCAGCCUGAUGCCUAGCGCGGACAUGCCCAUAUACACCACUCUGAGCAGCUACACCCCAUCCCCGUAUCCCGCCGGGCAGCUGUACCCGCACACCUCCGCCCACGCCACAGGGCUCCACCCUCAGAGCCGCGGGCCAGACGCACCACAGACGGUGCCCGAGGUGCCGCACCCCCCUGGGGACCCCUGCAGCUCUCCACCAGCACUCUCACCUAUUGACCUAGAGACGCAGGAGCGCAUCAAGGCGGAGCGUAAGAAGCUGCGGAACCGCAUCGCCGCAUCCAAGUGCCGCAAGCGCAAACUGGAGCGCAUCUCUCGGCUGGAGGAGAAGGUGAAGGUGCUGAAGACGCAGAACUCCGACCUGGCCUCCACCGCCGGCAUCCUGAGGGAGCAGGUGGCGCAGCUCAAGCAGAAGGUGAUGAACCACGUCACCAGCGGGUGCCAGAUCUCCGUCAGCUCCGCCAGCAUGGGCAAGGGUGGAGACAGCGGCUGCUGAGGAGUGGAGUCUCUACCCAGACCUGGAGCUCUCUCUCUCUCUCUCUCUCUCUCUGGGAGGAGGAACACCUCCAUCACCAUCACCUGUUGAUUACCUAUACAUCACCUCCAUCAUCUGUGCUCCUUAAAACUUGCACAUGCGGAGUGUGUGUGUGUGUGUGUGUGUCGGCUGGUUUGAUAUUGUGCAAUUUGUGAUUAUGAGAAAAAUAUUUGAUACAAACCGAGACUUCUCCAGGAGAAAUACAGGACUGUUCGGUGUGAAGCGUCACACACACACGGCGGCGGCGGAGGAGGAGGAGGACGGUUCUGUGCGACGCUUUAACUGAAACCUUCUGGAUUUGGGAAACUCCUGAGCAUUCCGAGACCUUUUGCACUGUAAUCUCCCAGCGGAGAUGCCUCUGAAUAGCGGUGCGCUCUCGCCAUGAUCCGAUGAGGAUGGGUUAACCCGGGUGAUGGUGUGGGGAAGCUGCAGACAGGAUUGAGCACAAGAGUUAAACCUGAAACCAGAACUAAAGGGCUUUGAUCAAUGGUACUUUACAUUCUUUUGCCUGUUUUAUUUUUUGUAUCGAUUAUUAAGCAGUUUUAUUUAUACAGAAUUUGUAUUUAUGUUGUUAGAGAGGAGAGGAAGGGUACUGUCGAAUACUAGUGUCUCGCAGACACGCUACCUUCUGGAAACUACACGACUGCACGGCAGCCAGAAACAUUAAUGAUGUGUAAUAUUGAUCCUCCGCGUACAGCAGGACGGCCUGGACUAUAACUACAGCUCUGUGUUCAGCAGACACACAGGAAUAAACCAGAGAGCAGACUAAUAA